AUGAAUCUCGUGAGGCAGCUCGGCCUGCCUCGCAGCAGUGCCGCCAUCAUCAUGGCGGCAUCAACCGCUACACUCACCGUUCCAUGUCGUGCCAUGCACGGCAAGCCGGCAUCGGGACACAAGGUACGCACGCAGCACAGCCGUCGCUGGUGGAUGCAGUCCAAGGCGCGCCACCUCACCGCCGUCCCGCAUGAAGAGGCUAGAUCACGCCCGCACUUCCCCGCCUACACCGAGGACGUUGACCAGCCAAUGGUCGUGCCCGACGGUGCGUGCUGCUUUAACUGCGAUAAACCGAUCGAUGGGGACGACAUCAACACCUACGUGUGGGUCCCGUCUGGCAAUGCACGGGUGCCGACGACGCAGGGGUACUUUUUCCAUGUGAAGUGCUUCAAGUGCUGGAACUGCAAGUACCGCAUUAUACACAACCAGUUCUACUCGAAGGACGGACGCGCGUGGUGUCUAUCGUGCGCGCUCGGACGCGACAUUCGGGUGCCGACGCGGCGCUGGCACACUUCGUACGUCAAUACACAUCGCACGGGCUCUCGCCUGACAGGGCAGUUCUUCCCUCGCCACCGCCAUCAGAUGGAGUUCCUCUUUAGCCCAAAAGAGUAG
Molecule: messenger RNA, 612 nt
Organism: Leishmania mexicana MHOM/GT/2001/U1103
Lineage: Eukaryota; Euglenozoa; Kinetoplastea; Trypanosomatida; Trypanosomatidae
Exons: 1
Coding region: 1-612 (203 amino acids)
Source: RefSeq, a predicted model, not a curated record